ACGAGACAUUGUAAUAUCGCCAAAAAUUCUUGUCAAAAUAAUCCAAAAACGGAAAUAAGCUGUUUUUAAAACAAGGUGGAUUCUUAAUUUUUCGGGAAAAUUUACGACCUCAGGCGCGAAGAAUAAUUUAAUUUUGUGGAUUAACUUUUACGAGGAUAGUUAAGUUACAUUGUGGCAAUAUUUGAGUGAGAGAGAGAGAGAUGUUCGCCACGGAGCCCGCGGUUAUGUCCCCUACCCAGGAUCCGGCUGCCGUCAAACGACGACUGGCUUUCCAGAAGAGUUAUAGUUUGGAGCACGGUGGGUCAUGGCGGAGAAAAAGCUUAAUCGAGGAUGCAAAAUUCGAAACAGUGACAAACAUUGAAUUCGCCAAGCAGGAGAGAACACUCAGUAACCGAGGCUCCAUCAGCGAAGAGGAGGAAGUUUUCAUCCAAAAUGGCGAGACAACGUCACCCGUGGAAACCGAGCCGUCACGUGUCUACGUCAUUCUUGUAACACUAAAAGAAGGAAUGACUUCAUCACUGUCCCGGAUUAUUAGGGUGUUUGAAACAACAAAAGUUGUUCUGGAACACAUAGAAUCUCGCAAGUCACAGAAGCCUGGAGCCAUCUUCGAUGUUUUGAUACAGUGUGUGUGCCCCCGCCAAAAAGUGACAUCAUUGAUGAACACAAUUCGACAGAAUCAAUCAACCGUGGAGGUUUCGGUCAUUGGAGACAAGGAAACAGAUGUUAAAGAGGCGUGGUUUCCCCGACACAUAGCAGAGCUAGAUAACUGCACACAUCUCGUCACAAAGUUUGAACCCGAGCUAGAUUGUGAUCAUCCGGGUUUUACAGAUGAAGUCUACAAGGAGCGCCGGAAACAAAUAGCAGACAUAGCGUUUGAAUACAAACAUGGUCAUCCUAUUCCACGAGUACAGUAUACCGAGGAGGAAAUAGCCACGUGGGGUCACGUGUACAGGCAUCUAAAGGAACUGUUUCCCACACAUGCGUGCCGUGAGCACAUUGACGCUUUCAGGGGACUGGAGAAGGAAUGCGGAUACAGUGAGAACGCCAUACCUCAGUUGGAAGACGUGUCUAACUUCCUAAAACGUAAAACCGGAUUCCAGCUCCGUCCAGUUUCUGGAUUACUUUCUGCCAGAGACUUCCUGGCCAGUCUCGCCUUCCGGGUCUUUCAAUGUACACAGUAUGUAAGACACGGAUCCAAGCCGGACCAUUCCCCGGAACCGGAUUGUAUCCACGAGUUGUUAGGUCACGUGCCGAUGUUGUCAUUUCCGGCGUUUGCGCAGUUCUCACAGGAAAUAGGGCUAGCGUCACUUGGGGCCUCAGACCAGGAUAUAGAGAAGCUAGCGACGCUUUAUUGGUUCACCGUGGAAUUCGGUUUAAUUCGUCAAGAUGGAAGUCUCCGAGCUUACGGCGCCGGAACUCUGUCGUCAUACGGAGAACUGAAACACGCCCUCUCUGACAGUCCUAAACAACUUCCGUUUAACCCGGCAGUGACGUCAGUCCAGGAGUAUACAGACGAAGACCUACAACCUGUGUACUUCUUUGUCGAGUCAUUUGAAGACAUGAUGCAAAAAAUGAGGGACUACGCCUCUUCCAUUAAGCGGCCCGCUGACCUGCGCUAUGACCCCUUCACGCAGACGAUUCAGGUGAUAGAGAAAAGAGAGACCUUAGAGACGGUAUCCGCCUCCCUCAGGACAGAGAUCGCCAACUUAGAGAAACUUGUCAAGAGAAUGGAUCUAAUAAGCGUAUAACAGUCAUAUAGAAAUAAAAAUCCCCUUUUAGGAGAAUGAACCGACAUCGUGUAAAACAGUCAGAUAUAUU
Messenger RNA from Saccostrea echinata, 1818 nucleotides. RefSeq names its product tyrosine 3-monooxygenase-like. The coding region runs from base 201 to 1748 and encodes 515 amino acids. Gene Ontology annotation, cellular component: cytoplasm; perikaryon; axon. NCBI's taxonomy places the organism in Eukaryota, Metazoa, Mollusca, Bivalvia, Ostreida, Ostreidae. The record is from RefSeq and is a predicted model, not a curated record. Gene Ontology annotation, biological process: aromatic amino acid metabolic process. The transcript is spliced from 11 exons. Gene Ontology annotation, molecular function: iron ion binding; tyrosine 3-monooxygenase activity.